AUGACGGUGCCAUUGUGGCAAAAUAAAAUUGAGAAAAAUCACAUGGUUAAAAGAGCUUUAUCAGCUGAUAUAACCAAUAACAUUUUGAGUAGUUCAAAUACAAGCUCAAACGAAGAAAAUUCUGGGAGCUCUUCAGCAAUCAAUAUACGGUCCGGAACAGCGGUCAAUACGCCUGUUGAUGGCAAUAGUAAUAGAAAGAGGCUUGCAUGCACGAAUUGUAGAAACAGAAGGAAAAAAUGUGAUUUAGGUUUUCCUUGCGGAAACUGUUCAAGGUUGGAACUAGUUUGUAAUGUUAAUGAUGAGGACUUAAGAAAAAAACGUUACACUAAUAAAUAUGUAAAGUCUUUGGAAAGUCAUAUUGCUCAGCUAGAGACCAACUUAAAAAACCUCGUUCAGAAAAUCUACCCUGACGAUGAACAAAUGUUAAAUCGAAUGAUGGUAGGUGACGUGAUGUCAGCUCUUCCAGACAGUUCCCAAGUUUUAAUCGGCUAUAGUGACCACACUCCCUCACUUCCAAUUCCUGCAACUAGAGGUACAUUCAUUGUUGAUAAUGAUAAGGCUAGUCAAUCCAUGUCGUCAUUCAAACAACAAACAGACACUCCAAGCUUGAAUUCGACUUUUUUCAAUACCCAAAAGCAAAAUUUCACAGAGUCUCUUGAUGAUCAGUUACUCGUACGAAGAUCAAUAACACCACAGGGUGAAAAAAAAAAGAAACCGUUAGUAAAGGGAAGUCUUUACCCUGAAGGACCGGUAAGCUAUAAACUUAAACAACCAGCUAAAUCAGAGAUUCUGUUGCCUGCUACUUCAUUGGUAGCAUCUGCAGAAUCUACUUCCUUUACGGAUGGUAUUGCAGCAAAUAAUCCCAUCUUGGCUAAUGGUGAAUUGAAGAAGCGUAUAUCGGAUUUGAAGACCACCGUUAUUGUAAGAGGACUGAAUGACGAUAAUCCUAACUCUAUCAAUAAUGAUCCAAGGAUUUUGAAAUCACUUUCCAAUUUUUACAAGUGGUUGUACCCUGGUUAUUUCAUUUUCGUUCACAGAGAAAGUUUUCUUUAUGGCUUUUUCAAUCACUCUAAGAAUAACUAUGAAGACUCAAAUUACUGUUCCGUCGAGUUGAUUUAUGCCAUGUGUGCUGUGGGUUCGAGGCUUACUCCUGAUCUACAAGAAUACUCAGAACUAUAUUAUCAACGGAGUAAGAAGACUUUACUGCAGCUCGUCUUUGAUGAACAAAGUACAGCCCGUAUCACCACUGUCCAAGCCUUAUUUUGUUUAGCCUUCUAUGAGUUGGGGAAGGGAAAUAACCAGUUAGGAUGGUAUUUCUCCGGUCUAGCUAUCAGGGUCGGCUAUGAUAUGGGGUUUCAAUUAGAUCCCAAAGUCUGGUAUGUUGAUGACAACAAUUUGCAGUUGACUCAAAGCGAAUUAGAAAUAAGAUCAAGAAUUUACUGGGGUUGCUAUAUAGCAGAUCAUUUUAUCUGCUUAAUGUUGGGUAGAACCUCCACUCUAAGCGUUAGUAACUCUACCAUGCCAGAAUCAGAUGAACUGCCGGAAGUCAAUGGUACGGAAGAGUUCAGGUUUAUUGGAACACAUGUUUUACAGAUAUCCUUGCCUUUAAAAAAUUUAAUAAUCUUAUCAAGACUUGUGCAAAUCUUUACCUCUAAAAUUUUUAUCGAAUCAGAGGACAUAGCCCAAAAACUGAAGUGUUUGAACACUUUCAAUUCUCAAGUUUAUAAUUGGAGACAAUCUUUACCGGAGUUCUUACAAUGGUCCAAGGCUCUUAUCGAGAACGAUGAUGUAUCCACAGACCCCACUAUAUCCUAUUUUUGGUAUUGCUACUAUAUAGUGCGGCUUACCUUCAACAAACCGUUUAUAGAAGACUCUCAAGAAUCUGAAACAGUGGUUAUAGAGAUCAUUGAUGAUUUGAAGACUUUGCUGGAUAACUUCGGGAAGAAAUUUGGAAACUAUACGAAGGGCAACCUUUACCAACUUUAUUCAUGUCUAUUGGCCAUCAACUGUUUGAAAAAGCUGAAAGAAACACGUUCCAGUGAGCUAGACUCGUGGAACACACAGUUGGACUUUUUCAAUCAUAUCUUUUACACACAGUUAUAUCCGGCAUAUGAGCUGCCGAAAAGACUACAGGAAGAUACGGAACUGGAAACAGAACAAGAAAACCAGAUGUUGAAUCAAGUUGGAAACAUUAACUACACACACGAUUUCUCACUUUCUCACGAGAUUGACGAUCUUAUCAGAGAGUUGUUUGGAGUGGGAACACCGCAAAAGCUCUGA
Molecule: messenger RNA, 2280 nt
Organism: Saccharomyces mikatae IFO 1815
Lineage: Eukaryota; Fungi; Ascomycota; Saccharomycetes; Saccharomycetales; Saccharomycetaceae
Gene: TEA1
Product: Tea1p
Exons: 1
Coding region: 1-2280 (759 amino acids)
Biological process (GO): DNA-templated transcription; regulation of DNA-templated transcription
Molecular function (GO): zinc ion binding; DNA-binding transcription factor activity, RNA polymerase II-specific; DNA binding
Source: RefSeq, a predicted model, not a curated record